UCAGACAUCAUCUUCCCAUCAUCGGAAGGAAGCAAACUAGUCCAGGCAGACUUAGCGACGAGCAAGUUUCGGUGCAUUGUGCGGUCGCUACGGUGACAUCGAUAGAAUUGAAAGCCAAAACAGAGUGCAGUCAAAUACGCCUACUGCGGUAAAGGAAGUCAAUAGUCAAUAGUGGAUCUAUGAAUGAGCCAUCCUUGAACUUGAUUUACGCGUAGAAGAAAAAUAAGUGAAGCUAUUGUUUGAGGUAGAAGAAAGUUAGUUAGUUUAGGAUUAUGCCAGGUAAUCAAUGACGGCUGUUUUUGAGGGUCGUUAUCAGCAUCUUGUGGCGUAGUCAAUAAAUACGUGGUGCUGCGCCUCGGCGUUCAUAUUCGACAGCAACACACGGCGAAACGUGAGCAAAUUUCACUGUGGCGAACUCUUCUUUGUGAUAAUGACGGUGCUCUGUUGAUGAUUUCUGAUAGCCUUCAAUCGUGUGGUGUGUUGACCGACCGACUGACUGAUAUUAUAAUCAUACAAAAAAGAUGCCUACGACCACGAAAGCCCCAGUACAAUCGCCAAUCGUGCUCAGCCAGCGAUCCACCAGCUUCAAGGACUGCGUCCAACCGCUGGAAUACCACGGUCACUGGGAUGGACAGGGAAGUGCAAAAAUACUCAACAAUGGAGCAUCUGCGAUGAUCACAUUCGAUGACCGCUCUUUCCGACCAUUCAUCAUCGGUGGACCCCUGGACAACAAGUACAUCUUCGAGCAGCUGCACUUCCACUGGGGCGUCGAAGAUGACUCCGGCUGCGAACACAUCCUCGAGGGCAAUACCUACUCGAUGGAGGCCCAUGCCGUGCACUACAAUGCCAAGUACGGCAGCUUCACCGAGGCGGUCGACAAGCCGGACGGUUUGGCGGUGACGGGUUUCUUCGUGCACGCCUUCGGCGAUGUCGACUGUCCGGAGUUUGACAAAAUCGUCAACGGUAUCAAGUACAUCACGAAGCCCAACUCGGAGUCGAAGAUCGAUGCUGAUUGCCUCUCUUGGAUGGGUCUACAAGACUUAAGCCGUCAUUAUUAUACUUACAAGGGUUCGCUAACGACUCCUCCGUUUUACGAGAGCGUCACGUGGAUCGUGUACAAAACCCCGGUUUACGUAUCAAGUCGCCAGAUCGAUUCCUUCCGGCAGCUUCAGUCCUGCCCGAAGGAUUCCAACAAGAAGAUUGUGAACAACUACCGCGAAGUGCAGGUACCCAAGGUACAUCCGGAAGUAGUCUUCGUCCGGAACAGCAACCAGCGGCUGCGAUCAAAGCUGUGAGCACGUGGUGCACAUGAGCAUGAACUGAAUAUUGACGAACUUGCCUUUCUUGUACUGUAGUUUUAAGUAGCCUUAGACGGGUUUUGUUGAUUAAGAAUUGUAAAUUGUUGAUGAAUAAACUUUUUUUA
Ochlerotatus camptorhynchus is the source of this 1423-nucleotide messenger RNA. It is a transcript of the gene CAH3, whose product is annotated as Carbonic anhydrase 3. Gene Ontology annotation, molecular function: zinc ion binding; carbonate dehydratase activity. The transcript is spliced from 5 exons. The record is from RefSeq and is a predicted model, not a curated record. NCBI's taxonomy places the organism in Eukaryota, Metazoa, Arthropoda, Insecta, Diptera, Culicidae. The coding region runs from base 522 to 1295 and encodes 257 amino acids.